UUCGGAAGAUGUCCAUUAUGGAAGGAACUUUAUGGAAAUGGACGAACUACUUAAGCGGUUUGUAUGACUUUUAACAAGCGCUCAUUCAUUCGUUUGUUAUUGUUUUGAAACUACCGUUGUAUCGCGCAACCUCGAGAUAAUGAAAUAAGGAACUGAUUUUCCUCCUCGAAGGGGGAAUUUUUUUUCUGUUUACGGCUCGACAAGGAGUGUUUUCGUUACAAUUUUGGGGGAAGUUAGUAUUGUUACUACGUUACGUUUAAAUCCACUUCACACGUUUCAGCGCAGUUUUUCUUUUAAAGUGUCAUUAUUUCUUGUUUCCUUCUCUCCAAUGUUAGAGAGGUUUAUAGUAGACUUACUUCGUCAAACAAGGGUCUCACCAAAAACUGCAGACAACCCAGCUGAUUUUAAUUUAUAUUUCGUAGGAUUUCCCGCGGUUUUGAUUCUCGAUCUUAAGACCCCGGGUCAUAACUUAUUUAUAAUCGCUUGGUUAGAAAUCAAACAAAGAGAUCAAUUAUUCAUUAAUUACUUUGGAAAACCACCCACUACAAGCUUAUUUAGAGGAAGAUCAUGGACUUGCAGAAGUUGUUGUUUAAUGUCACUUAAUUUUGAAUUGAUUUAUUACAAACCUAAGCGUAAAAUAAUGUUAUAAUUUGGCUCGCUGCAACAAAAUGAAUGUCUCAUGACACGUAGAUAACGAAUUAAUUAUUUUGUGGAAAUCAUUUACAUAAACUUCAUUUUGAAGGUCGUACAAAAGGAUUGAUUUUGAUAAUUGAAUUAUUGUAUUUGAUGUGAUGGCUGCCAAAAUGAAAAAGUCACUGAAUUCUGACGUGGACUGCCAGAUUCGAUUUGUAUGUAGUUGAUUGCUUUUAGUCUUUAGCAGAUUAGUAAGGUAAGAGCAGUGACUUGUGUGUUUCUUUUUUUUGUUAUUCCAAAGAAGAAAAAAUUGUUGCUGUAAACUUUCCAUAUGAACUUUUAGUGGGUCAAUUUGUUUUUCAAAUCAAGAUGUGUAAUUACAGCAUUACAAAAUGAGACAAAGUAACUUACAACAAGUCCCCUCAGGGAUCUUGUGACAUGUAGAUGUUUUGUUGGUUAAAAAGUGCUUUUUGAGUGGAAAAAUUAAUUUUAACUUUGGUAGGGCUAGCGUGUAGUAGUUUUAUUAGUUUUAUGGUGAAAAAUAUUUAAGAUUUAAACACUUCAGUUUGUUGGCUUAGUGAAAUGAGUGUACAGAAGUGCAUGAUUUCUAUAAACUUCCCUAGUGAGUCAAUUUGUUUUUCAAGUCCGGAUGUGUAAUAUUACAUUGUAACGAAUGAGAUGAAAUAAUCUACUCAAACAUGAUUUAUGAACGUUGGUAGGGCUGGCAUGUAAUAGUUUAGUUUUUUGUAUAAAAUAAUAAGUGUCCAAUGGUUUUUUUUGGGGAACAAGUUAAAAGAUAUGGACAAAUAUGCAGAAUUUCCUGGAGACUCUUGCGGACAAGGUGCUGCUUUUUUUUCAUGUCUGUAGAGAAUUAAACCAUCUAAAUUUCUUGGAUGAAGAUAAAAACCUCAGGCGCUGCCUCAUAUUACUUUCACUUUAAAGUGACUAUAACAUAUUUUUUUAUUAUUAAUGAAACAGGGCUUCUGAUAUUUCACGCGGUCGCGGAGCCGCAAAAUUCAGGUAAAUUGGCGAAAUCCCACGAAAUUCACAAAAACACGAAAAAUACCUCGAAAUUCGGUAGAAAUCUUAUCAAAUACAUGUCUGUACAACAUAUUAGAAACUUAUUUCAGCUAUUGGAUCUAUUUACUUGCUGUAAACUUGCAAAUUUAUCUUAGAACUUUGUCACUGAAAUGUGCAAACAACAUCCGGAAACUAUCAGGCGUAGAUUAUGUUGCGAAAAACUGGUCACUAGCCAUGAUGUUAAAGGCUUUGCCAUAGGUUCAUUUCUGGAGUGUAUUGUUGUUGAAAGAGUAAAUGAUGACCUUCGUUAGAAAAACGUUAAAAACGUUGGUCUGAUCAGCACAAAGCUGAUUGAUUCCUAGAGAAAUUUGCCUUGGAAAUAACCACAAAAUUGGCUUACCGAUUUCUUUUUGGUAAAGUUUGCCCCGAAAACUCCCGUGAAAUUACCGCAAAAUUGGCCGAUUUUUCCGUGAAUUUGUCCCUAAAAACCCCCCGAAUUUGACUUUUCUUCUGCAACCUGUCAGAAGCCCUGAUGAAAUUUUGAUUAUCACUGCAAGAAUCAUUAUUUUAGGCAGCUCAGAAUCUUUUCAUGUUAUGUUUGACUCCCCAUUCUCCAAAUUUGAGUUUUGGUUGGCUAGUAAUAUGCAGGCAGAGGUGUUAGUAUUAAGAUCACUUCUUUAUAAUUGUCCUUCAGGACUAGUAUUAGUUGCCUGCAGGUAAACAGAGUAAGUGAGUAUACAGUAUUUGUUAGAUUAUAAACUGAACUCAACCAUAAGACUAAGACUACCCCUGCAGUCAUACAAACACUGACUUAACUGACUGAUGAGCUAGUCCUUCCGUGGUUGAUAUUUGGACUUAAUAUUGUUUAGGCUGGCAACCAAGAUGGUUUGUUCUAGAUGUUGGUGUGCUGGCAUAUUACAAGUCACAAGAAGAGGUGGGUCUUGGCAGUCGAGGCUCUGUUAAAAUGGCAUGCUGUGAAAUCUCAGGUUAGUGCUUUUUCUUGAUUCUUUUUUUCUUAAAAGAACGGUCAUUCCAAAUAGGGAUAUUCAAUUCAAUAGUAGUGCUUGAAAUACUCCUGCAAUUGCUAUUCCUUCAUCUACAUGUAAUUAUGUACACUGCGAUGUGUCCUUUAAGCCCCAAUAUUCCUAUUUUCUCCAUCAAUUUUCUCCCAACAAUAUCUGUACAUUUUCUUGUAACACUUAUCAGUACAUAACCAAGAGAAAAAGUUUUGACAUUAAUAAAAUUACCACCAAAGGGAAAAUGCUUUGACGAUCUUUUAUCAAAUUUUCUUGACCAAUUCUGUAAGGAAAAUGUAUAGAGUUCAGUCUGGAGAAUUUGUAUAUUGAUAUAAGGGCUUUAAGAGAGAGUUAACCAACAUAAUACAUGACAAUGACACUGUUGUUGUAUAGUUCAUCACUCAGAUGCAGUAAGGAUUGACUUAAAGAUCCCCCCUGACCAGUAUAUUUACUUGAGGGCAGCCACACCUGCUGAACGGCAGCAAUGGCUUGUUGCUCUAGGAACAGCAAAAGCUUGCCUUACGACAAUGAAGCAAAACGGCCACUCAGAAACCCCUGGAGAAUGUAAGUGGUAAAUGUUAGACGGUUCUUUUACCGACACUAUCUAAAGUGUUCGAGCGCUUGGCGCUCAACCAGCUCAUUGUUUACAUCAGUGAGGAAGCGCUUCUCGAUUCAAGAUUCCGAAAAGGUCAUUCAACAACUACUGUUUUACUGGGGAUACGCCAUGCUCUAAUACGGGCAUCAAGCAGAGGGGAGGUAACACUGAUGGUCUGCUCAGACUAUAGCAAGGCUUUUGAUACCGUCCAAUGUAGGUCAGUGGUCUCUAAGAUGCACAGCUUAGGGUUCUUAAAAUACUUCUUACCAAAGAUGAUUGACUAUCUAACUCAAAGGAGACAGCUGGUGCAAAUUGAUGACAGGAAGUCAGAGAUGGCAAUGGUGGAAUUCGGUGUUCCUCAGGGCUCAAUUCUGGGUCCAGUUAUUUUCAACCGUGUACCAUGCACCAUUUAACAGAAGACAGCAGAUUAAAAUAUGAAAACUGCACUGUUUUCCUUUAGCUGAUGCCAGCACUUUUCAAACUCUUUUUCUUAGAGCUUGUUAAAAAAAACCAUUAUAUUUAUUAAUUCUUUGUAUAAAUAUUUAAAAAGGAAUGGGUGAUUGCUGGCAAAGGGGACUUUUGUAUACAACUCACGGUGAAAAAAAACCCCUGUUUGUAGGGUAAAAUCAGCACUGACAAUGUUUUGAACCCAGGGGAGGUACUUGGGAUUGCAAGUGACGGGGAUGAUCGAAUGGAGCCAAAAGUCAAGACCCAAAAAAAUCCCUCGGGCUUCCAGCAAAACCCCAAAAAAUCCCUGGACCAAAAAUGCAGACUAUUGUAUAACAUGUGCGAUGUAAAGCGACACCAUAGUUAACUAUUAAACAACAGCAAAACACGUUUGUUUGUACUUUAUUUGCAGAACUAUGCAGCCAGGGCACUACCGAUUCUUUUUAAUACCCCCAAAAAAUCCCUACUCAAAUCAAGCUACCCCAAAAAUACUUGCCAAAUUUUCGUACCCCAAAAAAUCCCGGAAUCGAAAAUUUCAAACCCAAAAAUCAUCCCCGUCACUUGAAAUCCCGAGUACCCCCCCUGGGGUUUUGAAUGUACGAUUUACAUCAUGUCAGAAUUGUGAAGUGUGUUUUCGUGAUGAUUUUGUUUGGACUCAUCUUUUAUUGAACAGCUAUAAAUCAAUUAAAAGAAAAGAUGCAAGAACUUAACAUGUACCGUAGCCUGCUGCUGCAGCAGAUUGGAACUAUAAAGAUGCUAUGUUCUAAUAAAGAGGAGAGUCAGGUAAUCUUCUUUAGGCUUCUAAUUGCUGAUAAAUGUGUGUAUUCUCUAUAAGCACUCCACACCUUUCCUUCAAAUGCUAUCACUAUGGAGAAUGUGUGUAAAAAUAAAUUUGAGAUAUCAUAUACCAUGGCUCGUACAAUAUUGAAAAGGUCUUAAAUUUUAGUAGUCAUCUUGAAAAGUCCUUGAAAAGUACUUGAUUUCUUUAUCAGGUCUUAAAAAGCCCCAGAAAUUCACUACCUUAGCUAUGCGCAACAUAAUUUUCCCGAAAAUUAGAUUUUUUGCUGAGGAAAAGUUGGCUCAUCCACAGUGUAAGAACCUCCAAAACUCAUGGGUAACGUAAAAAACAUUUUUUUUGUAUAAACAAUAUUUUAUUUCUGUUUCUUUAUUUUGAAUACUAUUUCUGUACAUCAGAUCAUAGUUAUUAGAGGAGACUGGUUAUGAAAAGCGGCAAACAUCAAUGAGAAAAACAACAGUGCUGCAGUUUAUGUUCAAAGCACCGUGAAAGUGCACAAUCCUCUGUUUUCUCUUGGCAAAUUGUUACGGAAUAAAUUAAUGCAACGUUUUUAUUAGUCAAUACAAUCAAAAUGAUAGGAAUUCUUUUGAACAUUGUGCACUUUCAGGUCCACAAAAACAUAUAGCAAAGGCGUCUGACAGGUUUCAUAACCAUUCCACUCAAUUAACUAUGAUCAGGUGCAAUAAAUUGCAAGUCAUUUUGUAAAGUGUAAUUGUUGCGGAAAUUAUAAACUAAACAUGAUCAACCAUGGCUGAAGAAGUAAAUAUGGUAAAUGACUCCAUGACAUGUUUUAGCCAUGCAUGAGGUGUUCAAAAGGGGGUGAAAGAAUGCCGAUUUAUUGAACAUUGAAAUACAGAAAAUAGUUUCAGCCAACUGUAGUUUGAUUCUCACAGACAGUUUCUGUUUGUUACUUGGUAAAAUUAGGUUUAGGAGACAAAGGAACUUGAGAAUCAGCUAGGCUGAAGCCAUUUUUUACCUAAAGAGCUAAGCUGUAAAACUCAUGACUUUCAUUUCACCCUGAUUUCAUGUCAGUUCUUUAUCUCACCAUCAUUUGUAACACCUAAGACCAAAGAAAUAUAAAAUGUGAACCAUGGAUAAAUUUGAAUCAUUGAACCAAAAAAAGCUUUUUUUUCCUCAGGAAUUUGGUGAAGCUGGUACAAUGCUGUCUGCAACUUGUGACGAGUUUCUUAAAAAUCUUUGUGAUUGUGUGGAACUGGCUGAAGGAAACUUUGGUGAGUACAGUAAAUUACCUUAAACUGCUACUUAUAAUCCCUGGACUAUAAUAUUAUACCACUUCGUAAGGCCGAGGGGCUUAUAUCCAAGAGAGCUUAUAACCAGAAUAGAAAAGUGUUUUCAUCAAAAUGAGGUAUAGCAGCACUUUUUUGCUUAUCAAAUACAUUUUGCAUUUACUGGAUGGUUUUUAAUAAUAUUGUAAGUUUUAAUCAAUAAAAUUUACAGGAUUUUUACUAGGCCUUUUAUAGUCGACCUGCUAUCUGAGGGUAAGCCAAUGAUAAAUACUGUACUACUGAACAGAAUGUGCACUUGAAGUGCUCCACGAGAUAUUGCAUGAGGAAAAUUAUUUUUACUAGCCAUACAAAAAGCGCGAUACAUUAGAAACUAUAAUUUCGCAACUGUGUAAGUAAAUUUACGUGCCACCCACCAAUUUUACCUACUACUAGUAAAACUCUACCAGAUGGCAUAACGCUAUGUUACAUGUUGUUGGUUGAGAGCAUCAUGCUCCAUUAACCGCGUUUUACAAUUGAGUUGUAAAACUUUCUUAAUAUUAUCAUAAGUGUCAAUAAAAUUUACAUGCUUUUUAAAACAAUCAACCAAUGCAACUCAUUUAAAACUGGCAUGAUGUGGGCAUAUUUUCUGGUCAAACAAUCAAGUCUUGCAGCAGCACAAAGUCAUCAUAGUUACAUUCUGCUUGCUGAGGAAUGUUUCUUUUUUUUUCUGCUGAUAGGGAGUUCGUCAUCUUCGCCUUCCUCACCAACCACUUCAAUGAGUAAGGUAAUGCAGAAGAGUGUUUAUUCAUGACUGUCACAUGUUAAGAUUUAUGCAUUCAGUAAUAUUAGACUAAAGGUGGAUUUCCACUGUCGUGCAAUUUUUAUGUGGGUGGGUACAUGCGUAAAUAAAAUAGAGGCAAUAUAUGGAGGGUAACAUGUAAACGUAGAAGUUGAACCUCACUCAACUGUUACAUUUACGCACUGCCUUUCUUACAUUGCCCAGUCUAUUAAUUUUUAUUUACGCAGGUAUCCACCUGAGGACCUUAAAAUGACCCUUGAAAUGUUUUUUGUUCUUCUCUUUAAUGUCUUAAAGUAUUUUGCUUUACACUGGAAGGGAGUGUUUAUAUCUAAAUCAUGCUCUGUUUGUAGACUUUAUCAUCAUCAAAGCACAGUGCAUUCCGAAAACAAUUGCUUCAUGAAACACACAGGUCAGUACAUGUUGCUGCCAUCAUUAACAUAUUAGUUAAUAUGAUUAUUAUAAAACCAAGACGAUGGUGAAUAAUCUUUUUUUGGCCUGUUUGAAGGAUGAAAUUUCAAAUUGCGUGUUAGUUUUGCUGACAAUUUUUUAAGCAUAAAUGAUUUUGAUAAUGAAAAGGAUUGUACUACUGGUAUCACCUCACCAUCAACUAUCGCCACCAAGAAAGAUGUAUCUUAAUACUUAUUGAAAGGACAAGUCUCUAAAAAGAAUUCUGUCACUUUAAAUUUACAUUGGAAUUUAAGGAGGUAAGGUUCAAGUGACAAUAUUAACCAACUUUCAUAAGAAAGAACAAAUAUCACCUCUCGAGCUAUGCAAAUGAGCCGUUUUAAGGCGUUUUAAAAAAAGUCGCAAUUCACAAAAAAUAAUACUAAAGAUGAGAAGUUCGACGCAAGGUGUGAAUUACAAUCGAUUAACUUAUAUUUGGGCUUGAGGAAGAAGUAACAAUCCCAGGUAAGUAAACAGUGUCAAUUAUUGUAGAGGUGGCGAGUAGACUUCCUUGAUGGCGAUUUCAUUGGUGGCGAGAUGGUUCGGUGGCGAGGUGACCGUAAACCGUACUUCCUAUUCCCUCUUGCCCUUCCUUCCCUUACCAUCAGAAUUUCUGACAACUGUACUUUAAGACCGCAACCACACACCGAAAUAUUGGUGAACUAAGAUAUUUCUAGCACGAAUUUCUAUAUUUGAACAAGAUAUCGCGAUAUUACAAUACAAUAAAAUAUGCUAAACCAGCGGGUCUCUUAACAUUAAUCCUAGCUUUUUACAAUAGUGUAAAAAUCAGGUAGUGAAAAUCUGCUUUCAAAAUGGUUUUAAAAAUUUCAUGUUCACUGCUCAAAAAAUUCCUUUGAACAACUUGUCAGUUGUCGAGAGUUUUUCACAUCUUAUCAUUUUCACAUUUAAUCUAGAUCAUCCUCACCUCCUCCAUCACCCACUUCAAGUGUGGCAAGUACGUUAAGCUCUUCUUACAAUGGUGAGUGAUUCUCUUUUCAAUUUGCACUGUAGUUUGUCUUGAGACUAACCCCUCGUGACAUGGGUAAUGAGUUUUGUUAAACUUCAAAUCAAUUUCAAUUUGAAUUUUAUUUGAAUAAAUAUUUGUAAAUACCUUAAAAUUCCGAAAAUAAGCCCCGGGGCUUAUAUUUUUCAAAGGCCCUUUUUAAGGGGCUUAUUUUUGGAGGGGCUUAUCUAAGGAGGGAAAUUUGCGUUUCAAAAUCGAUUGGGCUAGCCUUAUAGUUGAAGGUUAAUUUACCGUUUUUGCUUUGUUUUACUUUGUAUCUGUGGGUAAUUUUGCAAGUACAAACCCCCGGGGGCUUAUAUUUGGAGGGGCGAUUUAGCGGAGGGUUUUUUUUGCGUUACCGUUUUGGGGGGGCUUAUAUUUGGAGGGGCUUAUACAUGGAGGGGCAUAUUUUCGGAAUUUUACGGUAUACAACACAAAGAGACUGGCCUGCAAGUAGCAUUUGCUAAUCUGAGCUGAACAGUCACACUGACCAAAACAUUACAAUGAGAAUAAUUUUAAAAUAUUUACGAAAAUAACAAAAGGAGACUUGGGGUGUGUUCCUUUGAGAUGAUCCGGAUCAGGAUCACUGAUCCGAGAUCACUCGGAUCAUGGUAGAUCAAAUGAACCAAUGAAUCCACUCUGAACAAGGAUUCAUCGGUUCAUUUGAUCUAGCAUGAUCCGAGUGAUCUCGGAUCAGUGAUUCUGAUCCGGAUCAUCUCAAAGGAACGCACCCUUGAUUACUUACAGAAGUUUUGGUAGUUUACAUAAGUGAAUGUAAUUGUAUACUCUUGAUCUUUCUUCGAUUGUUUCGUGUCUCCCAUCAUUUAAAGAAAACAUACAGUGGAUAAACUUGUUAACUUACGCUCGGAGUUAACAAAUUAUAAACAAUUAUUGGAUGAGGUUUUUGUGAUACCCAGAAUAAUUAAGGUCGAGGUAGGGGUUAUCAGCCGAAGCCGAAGGCUGAGGCUAAUAACCCUUACCGAAACCUUGAUUAUUCUCGAUGUCACAAAAACCGAAUCUAAUAAUUGUGUUAUUAUACAUUGAACGAAUCCUUUCUUUCCCGCUUCGCCAUAAAAUGUUUUCAAAGUUUGUGCCAACUCUUUCUUUUCCUCAGGUUCUCUCAGUUUUUUCUCUUUCACAUAAUCAUCAAACAGCUCCUUUGCCACCUUCGUCGACCUUUUUGUGUUUAUGAGUCCUUGUCUUCAACUAUUUUUUCGAUGUCUUGCUUGGUCAACGAAGCAAACCUGACCCCAACUGUUCAAAAGGUGGAUAACGCUAUCCAGUGGAUAGUCCAAUUGGUUUCCCUAAUACGUAUCCACUGGAUAGAAAUUUAUCCGAUGGAUAGCGCUAUCCAGCUUUUGAACAACUGGGGCCUGGAAGUCAUGUUUUUGCUUCUUUGCUGACGGCAAGCAACACAAAGCGCGCGAACUUGACAUAAUUACCUUUAGAAAUUUUGCACCGCGGUCACACAUGACAUGAUUACCCGUGACCUUGAGUGUCCUUGACAUGAUUAUUGUAUAAUCUGCAGCUAGAUGACGUCCCAGACACUGAUUUCGAAAAUUCACUGUACGCUUUCGGCCAAUCAGAAAAGAGAUAGUGAGUUGAAUGUAUAAUAAUAGGAAGAAAAUGCGGAACUGCACGAGGAACGUCCGACCUCCCCGAGCGCUAUAUGCUCGGGGUAUGUUUGUCAAUGGCGAUAAUAUAAUCUUUUAACCAAUCGGACACAUUUUGGCGUGGAGUGUUAACAAAAAGGUUUGAUACUGAAUUACUCAACAGUCGAUCCUCUCUGAGAUGGAGACCUUUGGGUACCGGCACUAUUGUAUGUGUACGUCUUUGAGAGAUGACAUUCUUAUAAACAGUCAACUAAAAGUAGUAGCAAAAAGUAGAGACCAAUUCUAAGUGUCCAUUAAGAGAGAGUUGAUUGUACAACAAAUGUGGUUAUACGUUCAAUCUAUUGCAGGGCCACCAAGCCUGGCAACUAUGAGUGACCAAUCAGGAAGCAGCGAGAGACCACCAUCUUCAACUGUCAAGCACCUUUCGACCCAGACCCCCUCUCAACACGUUGGAAAUCGUUCAUCUACGAACUCCUCCGACCAUACUGACCGCAGGCACGGACAAGCCAGUAGAGCAGGAAGUAAUUCUUCUCUCAAUCACAAGGCAAUUCACAUUGAAUCCUCAAGAAAUUCCCUGGAUUCCCAGUCUUCCAAUUCGAAUUCCGAAGACAUGAAGGAUGAACCGCUGACGUUCUUCACUGCAGCAAAAUUUCGGUAAGUCUCUGACUGAUCGUUUAACUGUAAGUAUUCGUACGCGGCCGUAUAGGUUCAUUUUUUUAACACCUUAUGUUGUAUUGUAAUCAUUUACGCAAACGGUCGUGUUGAAAAUUGAAUGGCAAAAAGUGUAUCGAUAUUUUGGAUCUUUCGUCUAUUUUGUGAAAAGGACCAGCUACAAAGGGCAGAUUUUCAAUUGUUUCCCAAUGUACCGGCUUUGCUCGAGGCUUUUUCUGAGGGCGAAUUUCCAGUGCCGAAGGAGCGAGCCGCUAGGGGAUCUGGGGGCAUGAACCUCCUCGCCCGCUGAAGAAAAAAAAAAGAGAAAUGAAUAUCUAAGAGAUAGAACCUGCAUAACAGGCGUUAUUUUUCUUCGAUCGCCUGAAAAAUGCGAACAAAUAACGCCUGUCUUUAUGUAGGCUAAGAGAUGCUGUGUCGUAUGGACCCAAUUAAAAGUGGGUGCUGGAUUAAUAUUCUUUUAUCUAAUAUUAGCCUGACUAACCUUGAAAUAAGCUAUUCUUUUGAACUCUAUAGUUAAGAACGAGGCUAGUCAGGCUAAUUUUAAUUAGCACAAAAGAUAAUUUAUCCAGCAGCCAUGUUUGGGUCCAUGACAUCUAAGUACCGCACAUGACAUGGUAUAGAACCGGACGAAACGCCUUCCUCCGGUCUCGAACGGAAGCCCACUAACUUGAGCCAAAUCAACUGAAGAGGACUAGCAAGGAUAGGACUAAAAAAUAUAUCGCCUCAGCUGAGAGUCUAUAUUUUCUAAACACUUUUUGAUUCGGAAUUCCCAGUUUUCCCUCGUAUUGAUGGAAGUUAAUCCUAAAGCCUGAACUGCAUUUUUUAGGUUUGAAAGGAUGCAGAUCGGAGUGGAUAACGGCAUCCCCACGAAACCAUUCCUUUCGUCGUGUUCGUGUAUUCUUCCAUUUCUGGGUGAGUAGAUACUCAAGUCUAUUAGCCUAUGAGCUACAAGUAAGCGAAUCGUGGGCUAAAAGAACGAACAAGUGCCGUGCGUUUGACGGUAGCUACCCACUUACUUUGUAACUUUGUAACCUUCCAGAAGUUGAAUUCCAAGGAACCAUAUCGAAGUUCAGAAAGAGAAAUAGUUUCGUCGUUGCUUGCUUGCGUUCUCAAUAAAACGCGAAAUUAGGCAUUUUCACGUCGCAGUCGUGCAAAAACCGCAAAGAAAUGUACAAAAAGUGUGAUGCACGUGCGGAGUUGUUGUUUUGCUUAUUAAACCUUGUGUUUCUCGAUAACGUCGCGUCAUUGGAUCUUAAAGUCCCUAUUGAUGUGGUUGACGUCAACUGUCAAAAUUGACCAUUCACAGAGUAUACCAGGAGCUGAAUGACCGGACGGGAAUGAGGUACCGAAAACAAUUCUUACAGGAUUCACCUGCCCGUCUCUCCCCAGCUCCCUCGCGGUGCUCGCGCACCUUUUCUCGAUGUGCGUUCCCUACUAUCUCGGAGCCUGGAACAGGCCGUACUUGAUUUUACAAAACGUCCUAUGUGAUAGGAUCUACAAUACUCGUCACAAAUCUUGAAACACUUGUGUGAUUUUCCCCUUCCCCAAUGUUGAUUUGGGUAUUACAGUCGUCUCAGUACUCCAAAAUACGCGUGGCUCAGCAUUGGGAAAGGAGUGGGGCACAUUUGAGGGAGAACGAGGGUGUCAGGAGUGAAUGUAAGAAAGACAAAUGGCUCCUGUUUCAACGAUUUGUGACGAGUAUUGUAGGCUUUCGGUUGGUCCGAGUUAAUCGCCCCUCUCGUUAUCGAAAUCACUUUCCAUAUGAUAAGGCCAAAGUUAGUUAACUUAUCGAUAAGCAAUAAUGAAAAUGAAGGGUAGGUGCCAAUUGUGAGCAAUGCGAGCAAUAAGCAAAUGAAUGUGGGCAAAAUACAAAUAAAGGGGGGAUACCAUGGCAUUCUCCAACGGGUCACCUCCCUGGCACCUAUCACACCGAUUCUCAGUGGAGAAUAAAGAACACAAAAGAACUUACACUAAACCUGAACAAAGGAGUUUCGAAGAACGAAGAGGCGAGUGGGAGGGGACGAACAAAGGGAAAAAGCUGCAAGGUAACUCCAAGCAAGCCACAAGGGCAAAACUACGUGGCAAUGGCUUGAAUGCGCAUGCGAAAUGCGAUCACCUGCUGACAAAAGGAAAUCUCCCAGUUAAAUAUGAUUAUUGAUAAUCUCAUUAUAACGACUGAUAACCGAGAUCUAGUGAACUAAAAAGAAAGCUAGAAAUGCUUUACCCGAGGUUUAGAAUUUAAUCAUCCCUCACCAUGUGGGGCAAGCAGAUGAUGGUCCAAUGAAUCCAUGCAAGUCUCAGUGAGGUUACUCUAUACUUUACUUUAGAUCGAGGUCAUUCGAGGUUUUGUUUCAAUUUGUCAGAUGUAGUUCCUUCUGGUGAUUGUCUUGUUGAAAAUGUGCAAGCAUAAUUUCGAGCAUCUUCAAUAGUAAGUUAUAGGGAAAGAGAGUUGUUCUUGUGGAUUUAUUUUAUCUUUCGUCUUUUUGUUCUCAGACAUUCUUGGAUCAACAGCUUUCGCCCCUGUGAAACUAGACAUCAGUGGGAAUAUUAAAGUAAGACAUGUUUUUGUUUUGGCUAAAUCUUUCUACUUUUAUUACCAUAAUAAAUCAUAAAUUCUCUAUCAGUAGCAUUGUACAGUUUCAACGCCAAUACACAUUUCAAAUAAUCCUCUAGUUAACGAUGUGUCAAGUUGUCUGCAUACUUUACUGAAUUUUUUUACCGUUUUGUUGUAGAAACUCGAAGCUAAACAUGAAACCGAUCCCAAAGCGUUUGUUACGCUGCAAAAUAUCGUUUAUCAAGAACUCAAAAGCAACACAUGUACAGCGAAAAACUCCGCAACAGACGCAUUGUUGUGGCUUAAAAGGUAACGGACCGAAAUUCACACAGUUAAUCUUCUAUAGUACUGAUACCAUUUAAGUAUGGACAGUCUUAUUGGUCCCAUAAGGUAAAUUUCUACUGACGGGUAAAUAAUGUAGAGGCAAUGUAUGGGUGGAUUUCCACAGUCGCGUAAUUUUUACGUGAGUACGCACGUAAAUUUUACGCGCGUGAAUAAAAUAGAGGCAAUGAAUGUAUCGAAGGUCUCGCGUAAACAUAAAAGUUGGACCUCGCUCAACUUGCGUUUACGUACGUCCUUUCAUAUACAUUGCCUCUAUUUUAUUUACGCGCGUAAAAUUUAGGUGCUUAGUAAUGGUAACAGGACUGAGUAGAGUCCAAUUCGGUCUGUAAUCAUACGAGUGAUUAACAAAAUCGGACGACCGCGUAGCGGGAGUCCGAUUUGUUUAAUCACGAGUAUGAUUACAGACCGAAUUGGACGACACGAAGCUCUGUUACCAAUUAAUCGUAGCUUUAACAAAAUUUGUGAUCUAAUAGGCUAUUUUUUAAAUCAAAACACAAGAAAUUCGAAAUUUUGUUUUGCUAGCAGUGAAAAAAAAAAAGCCAUUUAAGCGCGCGCGUGAUGGCGCGUACUGUCCAAUUACUUAGGCAUGACGCGUACUGUCCUAUUAACUGUCCAAUUAAGGCUGAAAUCAGGGCAGUUGAUAGCCAAUCAGAUUUGACAAUUUUGUUAUAGUUAUGAUUACUCUAGUAAAAAUUACGCGACAGUGGAAAUCCGCCUUAUGGAAGGUCGCGCGUAAGCAGAAGAAGUUAAUGGAGGUUCAACUUCUAGGUUUAGUUCAUUUACACGCCUACCCACGUAGAAAUUACGCUACAAUCUUCGCCUCGCAAUAAAGGGCACCUCUGCCUCUGGAAUGCGGAUGCUUUGCUCUAUGUUUUGUUAUCAUCAUUAACCCAGAAAUUUUCAACGACGAUUUUUAGCGUAACCUUAACAGUCUCUUGGAACAACAUUAUAACAAAUGUUGCAACAAUAUGGCAACGCUGUAUUGCUCUGAAAAAAGUCGUUGCAAAGGGCGUUUUUAACCUAUGCAUCUCGCCAUCUUCCGUUUGUUGUAUUUCCAGAGCUUUGGAGUUCAUGCAGGUGUUUCUCGCCGAGGUAGCUCGAGGAGAAAAAGACCUCGCCGUAGCAGCAGGUAGGUUAUCAACGAUCUUUAGAUUUUACAAGGAGUAUACAUUUGGAAUUUUGAACCAGUUAAUAUGUUCUCAAACUUUCAGUCUUUCUUAUUUUGUUCUUUUGCUGAAAAACUUGUACUUGCACGUAUCUAAUCUCCUAUUGGUUAUCCAAUCUUAAGGCGACUUUUAAUUUCAGUAUUAAAAAGUAAUAGAAUGGUAGAACCCCGAUAACUCGAACUCGGAUAACGCGAACUCCCCGCUAACUCGAACUGUAAGUCCGACUGACCCAUUUCCCUUGGAUUUCACUCUACUUUUAAGUCAGUUUUACUCGGCUUGCUCGAGCUCGGAUAACUCGAAUUUACCACUACCUCGAACUAAAUUCCCUUUCCCUUAAUAAAAAAUUCACUUAAAUUUACCCCGAUAACUCGAAUUCUUGCUCUUCUUACACAACUCGGAUGCCAUCCCAUUAGCUCUUCUUCUCGUAUAACGGUAAAGACACUAAAACUAACACUCGUCAGCACUACAGUAAACUGACUGCAAUUGGUGCAACGAACGGAUCACGCUUCAUCAUAAAAAAUUCCUAAUCAGUGUUACCGUUUCUUAUGAAAUAUUAAGUUAAAUUUUCACUGCACUAUACUGUCUAUUCACUGAAAUGCUGAAAAAUCAGUAACUUUCAACUUUGAAUGGCGAGUUGAAUUUUUCAAUCGACCCCGAUAACUCGAACCCUCGCUAACUCGAACUGUUUUUCGUUUCCCUUCAGAGUUCGAGUUACCGCGGUUCUACUGUACUUGAAGUGUGUGUAUGUCUUCAUUAUCGUUAAUUCUCUCUAUGGUCUCUGUGUUUGUUUCAUAUUGUAGGCACAGCAUACGGCAAGACACUACGCAGAUAUCAUGGUUGGGUAGUACGAGGUGUUUUUGCGGUAAGUGUGUUGACAAAUAUCUAAGCUCACAUCGACCUUGUUAACUUAAGUAAAAACCGUUGUUGGGUAAGAAUUAUGUUUAGAAGAUGUUAAGACACAUAUGUUGUUGGGUAAGAAUUAUGUUUACAGUUUAUCACCUCUAGGUUUAGGUACUGACCUUUCGUGGCGUUCUAUUGACUUUUACAUGCCUGGUAGGAGGCAACAAUGCUCGUGGAAAAUCAAUCAAUCAAUCAAUGUGGGUUUUAGACACAAUAUACACUGUAGCAUCUCUUUCCCUGGCUGUUUGUGAUGUUUAGAUGUGUGUAGCGUUCCAGGGGCACCCAAAAUCCUGAAGAGUGGGGGAUCGAUUUGAUAAAUUUAAUGACCAAGUUUUGCUUGUUUUUCAUGGUUUGUUUUAGCUGGCAGUGAAGGCAGUGCCAUACCGAUCAGAUUUCCUUACCUCGCUUGGGAGCACUGAAAAGAGCAUAGCUCCUCAUAAGGACGUCAUACGGGAUAUGAAGCUUUGUGUGGAAGGACUCAGUCGAGUUACGAACAUUUUAAACCAGUUUUACCGGAAACACAAACUCGAUUCUGAGGAUACCGUGUGACGAUGUCAAGACUUAACGCUUGAUUGGAUUAGGUUUGCUGUUACAACGUCACGCUUUCCUUUGACCCUUGUCAUGCGUACUGCUAUAAACGUAGUGUCACGUUCAUGUGUACAUUAACUCAUAAUGUGAAUUUAUAUUUGAAAAAAUAUUUUUAAUUUAAUUUAUAUGUUAUAAUGUGAUAAAUUAUGUUUACGUUGCCAGUCGAUUCGAGUUAGUUCUUGACUUUCAUUUUUUUAACGUGUUGUCCCCUUCAUCUAAUAGGGAGCUUAAGCAUCUACGACGGCAACAAAAACGUUAGACAAAAAGUGAAUUCGCGCUGCUUCAAACUUCUUCUCGCCUAUUCCAUCUCGUUCAAUUUGUCAAAUGUUGGCGAAUUUUUCUGGAGUUGAAUUCUAGAAGAAUUCGUUCGUUCGUUCGUUUUCUCGUGUUCAGGUUCUUCGUAAACCGUGAAAGUAGAAAUUUUCACGUCGUAGUCGUGCAACGGCUGCCAGGAAAUGUUCAAUAAAGCGUGAUUUUGCACGUGCAGAAUUGUUGUUUUGCCAAUCUAAGGCCCUUUCCACGCUUAUGCGUUGUCAUCGAAAACGCAUCGAUCGAUUCGCGUCCACACGACCGUUUUGAUGGAUUUUGGACUGUUCACACUCAAACGUUCGAAAACGAUAGAAUUGUACGUUUUGGCGUAAGUUGAACCCUAUGUGCAUGCUACAAACACACGCGCCUGCGAUAUUUCGAUCUUCGUUUUCAUUUUGAUGCGUUUUCGCCGUCCGCACUAAUACGACAUGCGUUUUCGUUUUGAUCCACUUUCAGGAGCGGUUUCAAAUCGAUGCGUUUUCGACGAAAACUCUCAGCGUAUUUAUGUGGACGGAAGGCCUACACGCAUCUUAAUGUAUGCGUUUUCAAACGAAAACGCAUUAGUGUGGACGAGGGCCUAACCCUAAUGCUUUUUGCCGUUCUCGUUGCCGUUGCUGUAGUCGUUGCUAAAGCUCCUUAAUAUGAACUCUGCAGCACAGGUCCCAAUGACACUUGUAAUACCGUAUUUAUUCGAUUAACCGCCCUGUGCGCUUAUUAAAUUUUUGGACCUUGAGAGUGGGCGCUUAUUCGAGGCAGGGCGCUUAUUAAAUUUUUAUUAUUUUCAGCAAGUGAAGUAUGUUUAUUUUGCAACAAAACAAUAAUGCUAAUAACAAAACGCGAAGAAGUAACAAAGCAAGGUUUCUGUAAAAUACUCUGAAGAAAACUCCGUCUUCGGGGAAGUCUCUUAUUAGAAUUUAUUCACUCAAGUGAAUGGGUUGGGGGUGAGCGCUUAUUUGAGUUUGAUUGGGAGGAGGUGGGGUGGGCGCUUAUUCGAGGCUGGGCGCUUAUUAAAUUUUUCUGCCUUUAGGAUGGGCUCUUAUUCGAGGUGGGCGCUAAUUCCAGGUUGGGCGCUUAUUCGAAUAAAUACGGUAUGAGGUUUUCUCUUACCUUUUUAUUGGGGAACGUGCAACAAGCCGAAGUAUUUCUCAUUGCUAUCACUUAGUGUUUCCCCAAACGGAACGACAAAAUUUAUAUUUUAUAUUGUGACGAGCCUUUGGCGGGCUUGACAUAGAUUUUAGUAGUACCAUAACUUACUGUAAAUUAAACUGACUACAGCGCCACGAAAGUGAUACAUUGUUUUCAGCACAGAACUUCUUUUGUUGAUUCAUGCAAGGCCUAGUCACACCCUAGUAGCCUUCCAUUGCGGACAAAUAUAUCUACCAAUUGGUCACUUAAGAAACGACUGAGAAAGAAAGAAGAAAGGGCGGC
Molecule: messenger RNA, 17551 nt
Organism: Porites lobata
Lineage: Eukaryota; Metazoa; Cnidaria; Anthozoa; Scleractinia; Poritidae
Source: the annotation of a GenBank genome assembly